Carassius gibelio (silver crucian carp) is the source of this 1317-nucleotide messenger RNA. Its product is annotated as sushi domain-containing protein 3-like. Gene Ontology annotation, cellular component: plasma membrane. Lineage: Eukaryota; Metazoa; Chordata; Actinopteri; Cypriniformes; Cyprinidae. The record is from RefSeq and is a predicted model, not a curated record. Bases 429 to 1274 code for a protein of 281 amino acids. The transcript is spliced from 5 exons.
GGGUGCACGAGUUACUGGAGAGAUGAGAUCAGGGAUUUAAGAGUGCACAAAAUUACAUACACACGUGCACUUCAUGUUAUGCAAGAGCCUUGACUGCCUCACUGUAUGCUGUAGGAUAACAGUAGCAGUGAGCGGACAGGCAGAGCAGAUGCUGUGUACAUACACAGGGAAGCCCACGCUUAAUACAGCAGGAGAAACAGAGAAGAAUCUGACAUUUCUAGGAGCUAUGGGCAUUAGCUUGGAUGUACUAAGCUUGGAUGAGCUUGGAUACCUCAAGGAAAAGGAGCUAUUUGCAAGAUUCCUUCUUGUUGCACUAUGAAUGGAUUAUAAUCAGCAAUGUUGAGCAUGCUACUUGGGGUAUUGUGAUCACCUCAGGACAAAAUCUGCUGUUUUGAUCCUUGUCCCGUGGCCCCUGGAGGACUUUCAUCAUGACAUCAGCGUGGUCCGUGAUGUGGGUUGUGUGUGGACUGAUUGUGUGGUUUCCCCACACUCACGCAGCCUCAGUGAUCCCCAAUCUGCUCAUGACCACCUCUGAUCCAAGCACUGACGAACAACCAAUCAAUCCAGAGCAUCCGACUGAACCUACAGAUCCACCCAGCAACAACACAGCCUCCGUGAGCCCCAAUCUGCUCAUGCCAACCUUUGAUUCAACGACUGAUGAGCAACCAAUCAAUCCAGAACAUCAGACUGAACCUACAGAUUUUUUCAGCAACAGUGAUACAGCCUCAGUGAGUUUCAUUCUGCUCAUGACCACUUCUGAUGCAACAACUGAAGCACAAUCAACCACUCCAAAACUUCUGAAUGACUCUACAGAUCCACCCAGCAGCAACAACACAGGACUUGUAUGUAUUUCUGUGCUUCCCCCACGACGGGGAUCAUACUACGUGGAGCUCGGCACAGGGGUGUCUGUGGGCUCCAUGCUUGUGUUCUGGUGUAAGGAGGGCUACCAGCUGGUUGGCCAUGAGAAAAUCACAUGCAUCCUACGUGCAGGCGUCCCUCGAUGGAGCAGCAACCUGCCAGUCUGUGAGAGUAUUCCUCGGCCAAAUGACCAGGGACUUCGCAUUGCUUUACUGGUGUCUGUUGUGAGUGGGGUGGUCAUUCUUGUCAUGACAGUCUGCUUUAUUGUCUGCUGUUGUCAAGAGCGCAUGAGCAAAAAGAAGGAAAAGCAUCGGAUGGGGAGAAGCAGGUUAGUCACAUUAAUACUUAAAAUAACCAUAAAAAUGACAUGUACUUACUGUUAUAAUAAUUCAUUAUCCAUAAUUACAUGCAAGUAACCCUAACCCUAACCAUAUAGUAAAUACAUAUAGCUAAUAAAUA